UGUUCUGUUCCUCCCUCAGAUGUGGUGUCAUGGUCCGUGGCCCUGACAGACACAGCAGUGUUGAAGUGUUUAGUUGUAGAUUUGUUGCUGUUGGUGCUGUUCAGUGUGCAGCACAGCCUACUGGCCUGGACGCCUGUUAAACAUGUGUGUCAGUCUGUACUGGGAGUGUUAAACAGAGCCAUGUACUGCUUCACUACUGCACUCGCACUGCAGCUGUUGAUGCGGUACUGGCAGCCUGUGACCAGCGCCCCCUGUCUGUGGUCAGUGCGCAAUGCACCCUGGGAUAUCUGGUUUCCGCUCAUCUGUUUCACUGUACACUUCCUGUGCUGGGCUGUGAUCUGCAGCAUCCUGCUCAUAUUUGACUAUGCAGAGCUGCUCGGGCUCAAACAGGUGUAUUAUGAGUGUUUAGGUCUGGGGGACCCUCUCUCCUUGAAGUCGCCCCGUGCCCAGCGUCUUUAUGCCCACCUACGCCACCCUGUGUGUGUGGAGCUGCUGCUGGUGCUCUGGUUCUUGCCCACUCUGUCAGUGGACAGGUGUGUGUUGGCGACCUACUUGACGCUUUACCUGGCUUUGGCCCACUCUCUGGAUGCAGAGGACUGUAUGUACCUGAGUGCUCAGCUCCACAGAAAGAUGCAGAUCUUCUCCACAUCUGCAGGGGGCGACACACACAGUAACAACAACAACGAUGAUGAGCGCAAACUAGAUUAACCUCAUCCACCUCAGACCAAGUACUGCAGUUAACACACUUUCACUGACUUUUGAGCGUUGAGAUUUAACCAAGUCGAUAUAAAGGUGUGUUAACAUCAGUAUUGGAACACAGCACCUGGUUUUCUGCUCACUCGUGUUCAAUACAGUAAAAAUUAAUAGAAAGGUCGACAGAUGGAUAGAUAGAAGAACUCAGCUGGUUUUACUUUUAUUAGUCUUUUGGUAUUUUUUUAUAUAAAUAGUAUUUUGCGGUACGACAUUAUACACAAAGAUCAUCAGGUCUCCACAACCCCAGUGUUUCCAUCCUGUUCCUUUAUUCUCCCAGAGCCUCGUUCUUCAUUCUCUUAUCAUAUAAACCAGAUUUACUAAUAACUCAACAAAGCCUUAUUCAGAUCUUUAAACACACCUGAGUUUAUCAGGACUGUGUUAUCUGAGGUAACCUGUGUGUACAGAGAAGUGUAGUGAGGUGUGUGUGGUUUGGUGUAACACGUCACUCAUCGUUCCAGCUCAAGAUUUAUCUACUUUAUUUAUGUUUAUUUAGCAAUUUCAUUUCACAAUUUAAUGAGUGUGUGAAUAUGUUUAGGUUUAUUUUGCAUGUAGUCCAAGAAGCCAGAGUUCAACCUCUAUUUUAAAAAUAAACCCAUAAAACUAAUAUUUCACUUAUAUAAUUAUCCACAUGCUAAACCACUGCAGCUGAAAACAUCUGAACAGAAUCAUGAACUCCACCUCAGUAGCUUCUGGUUCCAAUCAUGUGAACUUUAUUCUUUAGAUAGAAGCAAGUUUUAAACAAAACUUUAAUCGUUGUUGAUGCAGAAUGAAAUUUUUAUAUUUAGGCAGGUGGCUGUAGGCAGCUUCUUAAUCAGGUUUAUACAAACUUAAUAAAAGCUGCACUCGAGUUUAUGUUCUCUACAUAACAGGUCUGACAAUAGUCCAGUCCAGAACUCAGUACUCCUGAUAUCUCUGUAAUCUGGUGAAUUUACUAUCUCAGCUAACUUAGCGGUUAUCAGUUAUCUCAGUAAUCUAAUUUACUCAACUAUUCUAUGUAUGAAGAACGAGGCCCUGUUCAGUUAAUGUCAGUAUAUUUGAUGUUUUAACACUUCUGAUUCAGGUUAUUCUGCAUAGUGUGUGUGUGUGUGUUACAGUGUGUGUAACGACAGUAUUGACAAACCUCAGUGUGCGAUUUCAGUGGCUCUAUUAUUGUGUACUGUUUUUUUUAAUGUCACUUUUAAUCAGGACAACUUCCCAUAUCGUUCUCUGCUUCCUCAGAGCAAAGUGCAGCCUGAGACUCUAACAACAGUUAAACAGGAAGAGAUUAAAGUCGAACUGAUUGAUUUAUCAUUUAGUCUCUAAACCACGCUGAUAAAAAUUUUAGAUAAACCAAAAAGUGCAACAAAGUUAAUGAGUAGAAAAGCACACAAGAGGAAGUGAGUGAGUCGGAAUGAAGAUGCUGCUGAGGAGAUGGAGAUGGAGAUGGAGAUGAUGAUGAUGAUGAUGAUGAUGAGUUUUUCUGGAUGGUACAAACACUAAAGUCUAAAAUCUCAGGAAGAAGAUCAACAAUUAAGUCAAAAACUGAAGAAUAAAUGUCCCCUUGCAGCAUGUCUCCUGGCAGACGUCUUAAUACAGUGAUAUAGAAAAGUCUCUAUUGAUGAAAACAUCACCACUGGUUCAGUAGGACACACACGUCAGAUACCAUCAGUAUAAAACUCUGAUCACUGAACAAACACUCAGGACCUUCAGUGUCCCCCCAUAUGGAAAAAGCACAACACUUGAGUAAAUCUCAUGACUUCAUAAAGACCAUGACAGAUUACUUACAGAUCUUUACAUAGAUUUUUUUUAUUUUUUACACCCGGUCACUUCAUGUGUUGUCUCUGAUCCGAUAUCUAUCUGAUUUGUUAACACUGUACCAUUUACAUUAGACCACAUAAAUGUGUCUCGGUGAAUCGGAUAUCGAUCCGAUCUUUUUACUCCCGCCCAAAAUGCUAAUAUAUUUUACCUCAUUUCCGGGGUAAUUGAACUGGAACACACUUUGGUGUGUGUGGUUUUCAGAACGCAAUCAAAAAGAAGACGUAAAAACUUACGACGGUUUUGUUACAAAAAACAGCGUUUACAUUUAUUUGUUUCUGGUGUGAUGCACAACUCGUGAGUCACCUGCGAGUGACGUACUUCUGUUUGGGAGGAGUUUAGCGCUGACGUAUGUGGCUUGAACAACCACAUUCAUUUACACCUGUCCAGUUUCAUCUGAAACACGUCCCAGACCACCUCCUGAAGGGGUUUGUACCAUCAGAUUUAUAUCCGUCUCCAAAAUGUUUCAGAGGGCAUUUAGACCUGGUCUUUUUACCAUCGGAUAGAUAUCACAGAAAACGUGUGAAGUGACCAGGUGUAAAAAGGCCCUUAGUGUGAACGUGUUUACUGAUUUACAGAUUUUUGGAAUAACUGCUGGUUGUGUUGCUUUUUUCUGCAAGACAAUGUUUUUAAUCAUGAUGUAAAAGUUAAUUAAUUAUUAAAUAAAUAAAUAAAUAAAUAAAGGAAGGUGUUGAAUCAGUG
Tachysurus vachellii is the source of this 3249-nucleotide messenger RNA. It is a transcript of the gene nrm, whose product is annotated as nurim. The record is from RefSeq and is a predicted model, not a curated record. Lineage: Eukaryota; Metazoa; Chordata; Actinopteri; Siluriformes; Bagridae. The annotation marks the transcript as partial. The transcript is spliced from 3 exons. Gene Ontology annotation, cellular component: nuclear membrane.